Tripterygium wilfordii is the source of this 1401-nucleotide messenger RNA. RefSeq names its product activating signal cointegrator 1. The record is from RefSeq and is a predicted model, not a curated record. The transcript is spliced from 7 exons. Gene Ontology annotation, cellular component: nucleus. Gene Ontology annotation, molecular function: transcription coactivator activity. The coding region runs from base 328 to 1077 and encodes 249 amino acids. Lineage: Eukaryota; Viridiplantae; Streptophyta; Magnoliopsida; Celastrales; Celastraceae. Gene Ontology annotation, biological process: positive regulation of DNA-templated transcription.
UUUUGCAAUUUCUCAUAAUGAACUUUAAUCCCAGCCAUUGAUAACCGUGAAGUCAUCGGCAUCAAAAGGUGACUCUUUUAUUCCCGUAGCAAGCUCCAUAUUUGAAGUCCUCCACCCGUCCUACUAUAUUAACGUUAAAAUCGACGGAAAAAUGGCACGUUUGUUUGUGCAUUUAGGGUUUAGGAAGAGAUUGUUUCCAAGUUACUCUGUGCAGUAAGUCGUCCUGUCCACCUUCCUGCACAGGCGAACCGGUCAGAUUGUCUUCGCGAGUAAGAUUCUUGCUACCUAGACAAGCGAAGAUCAGUGGGAAGUCGAAUAGUUUCAGAGAUGAUGAGAGGGGGUAGAAGUACUGGUAACUACACAAAUCCGUGCUUGACGAUGCAUCAGCCGUGGGCUUCAUUGCUGAUUUAUGGGAUUAAGCGCAUCGAAGGCCGAUCGUGGCCUGCUCCCAUUCGAGGUCGCCUUUGGAUACAUGCCGCUAGUAAGAUUCCAGAGGAAGCAACAAUCAAAGCAAUGGAAGACUUUUAUAGAGAAAUUUAUUCAGUAAAUGGAAUUACUGAUCUGAAGUUUCCUGAACAUUAUCCUGUUUCAAGACUUCUAGGAUGUGUUGAAGUGGUUGGCUGUGUUAGAUGUGAAGAGCUGGCAAACUGGGAGCUUGUACCUGAAGGGGUGAGGCUUGAAGGACAAACAGAUUUUUGCUGGCUCUGUGAACAGCCACAGAAAUUGUUGGUUCCUUUUGAAAUGCGAGGCUAUCAAGGUGUUUAUAAUUUGGAAAGGAAGAUUUUUGAGGCUGCUGUUCGAGGUCUUGUCCCAGUUGAAGCACCAGCACCUGUAAAAUUUCCAAUCCCUGAUCCUCGAGAUCCUUUUUCCUUGAAGCCAGGAUCUCUUGCAAUGCAAUUUUCUGAAACUAAAGCAUCUUCAGUUGAAAAAUCAUCAAAUCUCAGUGCAGCCAUCGCCGGUGCACGAGCUGCAGCUACUCAGUUUAACAGAAACAAUCAAAACAUCUCAACAAGUAAUUUGCAGAGGAGCACACCCAAUCCUGUAGAUAAAGAGCAAAUAACACAUGACCACGAGUAAAGCAGUAGCUUCAACAACCUCAGACGUAAGUGACAACACCUUCUAAGAUCUUUCCAGUGCAAUAAAAGGGCUGAAAUUAUCAUGAAUGAAAGCUGAUUCUUGUAUGAGAGACUUAUGUAUACCACCAGGAGAGCACCUUUAGUCUUGAAAUUUGCUCUUUGAUAUUCCAACGCAGAGAGUUUUCCAGUCUUGAAGGAUUGUGUUCUUUCUUUAUUAUUUUGUAUCAAUAGGCUAAUUUAGUUCUUUGUGGAGGCUGUCCUUGUUAUAAAGCUUACAAUUGCGUGGCAUUACAUAUUUUAGAGGUUUGUAAGCCGUCUUAUGAAA